GUCGACAAUAAAGCCGUUUGCCUUGGUGCUGCGUGGUUUUCUGCGUGGAGUAACGGGGAAGACGGUUGGCGCCCUCGCUUUCCGCGGUGGGCGGGGAGCGCUCAGUAAACUGAUUUGAGAGGAUCUGAGGAAGGUGGUAGGCUCAUGGAGCCAGAGAGGCAAAGGAGCGGGAGGACCCUCAAGAAGGGCAGAAAGAGGAGCCGGAUUCCGAGCAAGCUGGUCGGGGCCGCUGAGGCGAUGAGAUCCCGUUGGGAUCUCGAGGAAAAGCAGCAACCUGUAGCCAAGAAAGCUCGAUUAUCUACCAUUUUAUUUGCUGAAAACUGUGAAAUAACCCAUGGCCAGCUAUGUGAAUUGCUGAAGUAUGCAGUUCUGGGCAAAUCCAGUUUUCCUAAACCCAGCUGGUGCCAGCUUUUUCACCAAAACCACCUGAACAAUGUGGUGGUUUUUAUACUGCAGGGAUUGAGUCAGCUACACUUUUACAAGUUCUAUUUGGAAUUUGGAUUUCUCCGAAAGGCAUUCAAACAUAAAUUCCGCUUGCCUCCCCCUUCAUCUGAUUUCCUAGCUGAUAUCAUCGGGCUGCAAAAGAAACAAAUAAUUGAGAAUCUGCCCAAAGCAAUGGAAGGGUCUUUACCUUCUGCCAGCUCAAAAGUUAGCAUCAACUUGCAGAAAGACCCCAUCAUUCAAAAGUAUGGCUCUAAGAAAGUGGGCUUGACUAGAUGCCUUCUCACAAAGGAGGAAAUGAAAACAUAUCACUUUCCAUUACAAGGUUUUCCUAACUGUGAAAACUUUGUACCUACCAAAUGUAAUGGUUCUGUAACAGACAACAGUCCUCUCUUUGGCCUUGACUGUGAAAUGUGCCUUACAUCCAAGGGAAGAGAACUAACACGUAUCUCACUGGUUGCUGAAGGAGGCAGCUGUGUUAUGGAUGAACUUGUUAAACCUGACAACAAGAUUGUGGACUACCUCACCAGUUUUUCGGGAAUCACAAAGAAGAUUCUUAACCCAGUGACAACCAAACUCAAAGAUGUACAGAGACAGCUGAAGAUGCUUCUUCCUCCUGAUGCUGUGUUAGUGGGCCACUCCUUAGAUUUAGAUCUCAGAGCACUGAAAAUGGUACAUCCAUAUGUUAUUGAUACAUCAUUGCUUUAUGUCAGAGAGCACGGCAGAAGAUUUAAGCUCAAGUUCUUAGCUAAAGCUAUUUUGGGGAAGGAUAUACAGUGUCCAGAUAGGCUUGGUCAUGAUGCCACAGAAGAUGCUAGAACAACCCUUGAAUUGGCUCGGUAUUUCCUCAAGUAUGGCCCAAAGAAGAUUGCAGAACUAAAUCUGGAGGCACUGUCUAGUCACCAGGAAAGCCAAGAGCCAAGAAAUACAGCAGAAUUAGUUCAGCAGCUAAACACAAGUGUUUUAGAAUGCCUGGACUCAGUGGGCCAGAAGCUCCUUUUCUUGACCCGGGAGGCAGAUGCCAGUGCACUUUCUUCUUCCCAAAACUGUCAAACUAUUAAGUGCCUUUCAAAUAAAGAGGUUCUUGAGCAGGCUAGAGUGGAAAUCCCCCUGUUUCCCUUCAGCAUCGUGCAGUUCUCUUUUGAACCCUUUUCACCCAACCUCACUGAAGAGAUGAAAAAAAGGAUAAAGAUCAAGUGGACAGAGAUGUCAACUGUCUAUGCUGGGCCAUUUAACAAAAAUUGUAACCUCAGGGCUCUGAAGAGGCUCUUUAAGAGUUUUGGUCCAGUCCGGUCAAUGACUUUUGUUCUUGAAACACAUCAGCCACAUCUCUGUAUACAAUAUGAAGUCCUGGAAGCUGCCCAGCUGGCCAUAGAGUCUUUGGAUGACAUCCUGGUAGAGGGUUCCUGCAUCAAGGUGCAGAGGCCUGUGACAGAACUCACCCUUGAUUGUGACACGCUUGUGAAGGAGCUGGAACAAGAUUCUGAGAACCGAGGUACUAUAUACCUGUCUGGAGUGAGUGAAACCUUCAAAGAACACCUGUUCCAACAGUCUAGCCUCUUCCUGGGCCUGGAAGCUGUGAUCUUGCCUAAAGAUCUUAAAAGUGGAAAGCAGAAAAGAUAUUGUUUCUUGAGAUUCAAAACAUUUAGCAGUGCCCAGCGAGCCCUCAGCAUUCUCACGGGCAAGGACUGGAAGCUGAAAGGCAGGCAUGCCCUAACCCCCAGGCACCUCCAUGCCUGGCUCAGGGGCUUACCUCGUGAAUCAAGGCUACCAGGGGUUCGUGUCAUACCUCCCCCUUUGGAGCAGGAGGCCUUGCAGAUGCUGAAGGUGGACCACCCAAAGAUAGCUGCCUGGCACUGGGGCCGGAAGAUAGGAAAGCUCUACCACAACCUGUGCUCAGGCACCCUCUGCCUGAUCUUGCUGCCAGGAACCAAGAGCACUCAUGGAUCGCUCUCUGGCCUGGGACUGAUGGGAAUAAAAGACGAAGAGGAAGGCACCACUCCAAACACGUGUUUGUGAGUCUGCCCACCACUUUCCAGGUGUCAAUUCUUAAUCCCUUGUGGGCAAUGGCAGAAAAUGUGGUCAGGCUGCCAGACCUCUCUAUAUAGCAGACAGUUUGUGGAAAUAUUGUAUUCACUUGAGUCUAGUCCAUUUAUAUGGCAUGUACAAAUUUUCAAUAAAUACCUAAAAUUCAAACCUCAUCUUAGAGCGAGGGAAGGAUA
Molecule: messenger RNA, 2663 nt
Organism: Cervus elaphus (red deer)
Lineage: Eukaryota; Metazoa; Chordata; Mammalia; Artiodactyla; Cervidae
Gene: REXO5
Product: RNA exonuclease 5
Exons: 20
Coding region: 145-2460 (771 amino acids)
Cellular component (GO): nucleus
Molecular function (GO): exonuclease activity; RNA binding
Source: RefSeq, a predicted model, not a curated record